AUGGCUGCUCAGCAGGGGCUGCGCUCUACGGACCUGCGGGUCCUGGAAGACGCGCUGGGCAUUGGUCUCACGACGUCCGGGGACACGGUGGACUCGCUCUCCGCCGACGGAGCCUAUUAUCUGGAGCAGGUAACCAUAACUGAAACAUCUGAAGAUGACUAUGAAUAUGAAGAGAUACCAGAUGACAAUUUUAGCGUUCCAGAAGGUGAUGAAGAUUUGAUAAAAGCAGUUCAGUUGGUUCAAGAGAAGGUUACAGAUACUCACAUUUUGGAGCAGAAAACAGUUCUUCCUUCAAAGUAUCAAGUACCUGAAGUUAUAGAAGACUUUCUCUGCAAUUUCCUGAUAAAAAUGGGAAUGACUAGAACUCUUGAUUGCUUUCAGUCUGAAUGGUAUGAACACAUACAGAAGGGAAUAACCGAACUCAGAGCUUUUGGGAAUGUGCCAGAUGUGUAUACCCAGAAUAUGAUUUUAGAAAGUGAGAACAAAAUUUUGAAGAAAGACUUGAAGCACUUCAAAGAGGCAGCUGACAAGGCCAGAUCAGAACUGCUGAAAACUCAGAAGGAACGUGAUUUUCAUCGAAUGCACCACAAGCGACUAGUUCAGGAAAAAAACAAGUUAGUCAGUGACCUGAAAGGAUUAAAAUUACAUUAUGCAUCUUAUGAACCAACGAUAAGGGUGUUACAUGAGAAGCACCAAAAUUUACUGAGGCAGAAAAUGCUGACUUCCUUGGAAAAAGACAGAGCAGUUGGACAGGAGUCAGAAUUUGCCAAUGAUGUAGAACAAAGCACAAGUCUGAAUUUGAGUAAUGAAACUGUUUCUUCAAAACUUGACUUCACACUAAAUAAUGUAUUUAGAAUCCAUGACCUUCCUGUGAGCUGUGUUGUGAUGCACCCUCACGCUAAGCUCUUUGCCAGCUGUGGGGAGGAUCACCUCUGGAAAAUGAUUGAGAUUCCCAAUGGCAAUGUGCUUCUUAAUGGAUUUGGCCACACAGACUGGCUUUCGGACUGCUGCUUUUAUAUAAAUGGUCACAAGCUGGUUACUUCAAGUGGUGAUACUACAGUUAAAUUGUGGGAAUUAUCGAAGGGCGAUUGCAUCUUGACCUUUAAAGGACACGGCCACAUAGUAUGGUCCUGUUCAUGGGAUAUCUCGGGUGAUUUUGUGGCCUCUUCUUCACUGGAUGCAACUAGUAAAAUCUGGGAUGUGAAUAGUGAAAGAUGCAAAUGUACUCUGCAUGGACAUAGAGAAUCUGUGAAUACCAUUGAAUUUUUCCCUUGCUCCAAUAUUCUUCUCACGGGUUCUGCAGAUAAGACACUGUCAGUAUGGGACGUAAGAACAGGCAUAUGUGAGCACUCACUCUAUGGACACAUUCAUUCUAUCAAUGAUGCUACCUUCUCUCCAAUGGGUCACAUGAUAGCAUCCAGUGAUGCCUGUGGAGUUAUAAAACUAUGGGACUUUCGGAAGCUCUUACCAAUUGUGUCCAUUGAUGUGGGUCCAAGUCCCAGCAAUGAGGUGAACUUUGAUCCAAUGGGCCGGGUGUUAGCUCAGGCAAGCAGCAGUGGAGCUAUCCAUUUGUUGGAUCUUAAAUCAGGAGAAAUUCGCAAAAUGAUGGGCCAUGAAAGUGAGGCUCACACAGUCGUGUUUUCUCAUGAUGGAGAGAAUCUGUUUUCGGGUGACUCCGAUGGCACUGUUCGAAUGUGGGCUUGA
Messenger RNA from Suncus etruscus (white-toothed pygmy shrew), 1704 nucleotides. RefSeq names its product sperm associated antigen 16 (gene SPAG16). The transcript has 16 exons. Gene Ontology annotation, molecular function: protein binding. The record is from RefSeq and is a predicted model, not a curated record. NCBI's taxonomy places the organism in Eukaryota, Metazoa, Chordata, Mammalia, Eulipotyphla, Soricidae. Bases 1 to 1704 code for a protein of 567 amino acids. Gene Ontology annotation, biological process: axoneme assembly. Gene Ontology annotation, cellular component: axonemal central apparatus.